AUGAAAGUGAGCCGGGUCAUCUUGCUCAAAGAGCCUCGCAACGAUGAAGACGAGGAUCCUUACAUGCUGCUCUUCGCCAACGCCGGCUACGAGACCCGAUUCGUAGCUCCUCUGUGUGCGACGGCUGUCGAACAGACCCGUCUGCAAGAAUUGAUCGCCAAGGGACCAGCGACUCGCUUCUCUGGCGUCAUCUUCACCAGCAAGCGAGCAGUCUCGGCAUGGAACGAUGCCGCAAGCACUCUGCCAUGCCCUCCGACCUCGCGCUGGAGUGAGGUACCCUUCUUCGUCGUCGGGCCGUCGACCGGCGAGAUGCUGGCCUCGGUUCAUUGCAACGGCAGGCCAACGAGGAUCAUAGGCAGUCAGCGAUCAGGCACAGGCGCGCUGCUCGCAGACUUGAUCAUCCGAGAGCACGCCACAGAGCUCAAAGGCACAGAACGACCACUGCUGUUCCUUACCGGCGACAAGACUCGCGAUACGUUACCGAUCAAGCUCGCUGCUGCCGACUUGGCCCUCGAGCAGAUGCAAGUCUAUCAAACGACAGACUCGCCGAGAUUCCAAGACGAGCUUGCAGCUGCUCUACGUGAGCUCGGCAAGGACGAGCAGACUUGGCUUGCCUUCUUCAGCCCAUCGGGCGUCAGAGCUGUGCGAGCAACAUUAGAAUGUAGUCCUCGGACAGCAGUGGACCAGGCGAGUCUGAGAGUGGCCGCUAUCGGUCCUACGACGGAGGAAGCGCUGCGCAAGACAGACCUCUUCGAAGUCCAUGCGAUCGCGGACCAACCAGAGCCAGAAAGCUUAUUAGAGGCCAUGCAGCGCUACGAGUCAUAA
This is a messenger RNA of Mixia osmundae IAM 14324, 825 nucleotides long. RefSeq lists its product as uncharacterized. Gene Ontology annotation, molecular function: uroporphyrinogen-III synthase activity. The record is from RefSeq and is a predicted model, not a curated record. The coding region runs from base 1 to 825 and encodes 274 amino acids. The transcript has a single exon. Lineage: Eukaryota; Fungi; Basidiomycota; Mixiomycetes; Mixiales; Mixiaceae. Gene Ontology annotation, biological process: uroporphyrinogen III biosynthetic process.